AUGGGCAGCUUUCGGACGAGAUUGAUACUCUCUUUACCGUUUGUGAUCUUGAGCUUCUUACUCACCCGCGCACCGUUCACAAUGACUUCAGUGGCCCCGUCUAAGCCCUGGGCGGAUGGGCCCUUGACCCUGAUCGCAACUCCUCAGUUCCAAACCAAAAAGACCGAUAUCUUUACAUCGGGAGCGACACACAUGGCCCUACUACACAACUCAAUUUUUCGCGGUUACAACUCUAUAUACCGCCAAGCUCCCAUCGUCGCCGAUCGGGAUAAGACUGACUUCUUGGGCUACUGCCUCACCUGGCUUAAAUUCGUCAAAUCGCACCACGAAGAUGAGGAAGCCACUCUCUUCACGAAAGUUGAAGAUCUUCUCAACGACAAAUCGAUUUUCGAGGAAACACAAAAAGAACACGCGUCUUUCCUUGCUGGCCUUGCAGAAUUCGAGCGAUACUUGACCGGCUUGAAGACGCCCUCUGAACUGUCUGGGGAGGAACUCGUCCGCAUUCUGGACUCUUUCCAGCAGCCAUUUGAGCAACACUUCCACAACGAAAUCACGACGAUUUCCAAGUUUUCCGGCCAUCCUAAUGCGCCUAAGCAGGGGACACCCGAGAACGACGCCGCGUCAGCGACAUUCAAGGCAUGGGGCAAGAGCACUGUUACCAAAGCUGGAGUUGCGGAUGUCGUCCCCUUUUUCUUGCUCAACCUUGACCGUACCUUUGAGGAUGGCCUGUGGGCGAACUGGCCCCCAAUGCCUGCUCCCAUUCGAUGGGGCCUGAUUAACAUCGCUGGGUCCUGGCACUCCGGUCGGUGGAGGUUUGCUUCCUGCGACGCUGCCGGGCAGCCAAAGGAACUCUGGGCACAUGGAGCUACUGCUUAG
Molecule: messenger RNA, 876 nt
Organism: Dichotomopilus funicola
Lineage: Eukaryota; Fungi; Ascomycota; Sordariomycetes; Sordariales; Chaetomiaceae
Exons: 4
Coding region: 1-876 (291 amino acids)
Source: RefSeq, a predicted model, not a curated record